AUGUACAUGUGCAUGCACACAAGUGCGUAUGCUCUUGCACACCCAUAAACACGGAUACACACAUGUGCACACACAUGCAUGCAAUUAGAAUUGCACUUGUGCAGAAAAACAGACUAUUUGCUUAGGCCCCAAGCAGAUGAGAAAAUACACAUGUACGGAUACCAUCGUCAUCGUCAUCGUCUUCUUCAUCACCAGAAUCAUCAGAAUCAGAAUCGUCAUCGCCUAGAAGCCCCAUCUCAAUUACGAGUGUCUCCAUUAACUAACGAAGUGUAGGAAAAAGUCGAAACCAAACCUAUCCCAUCCAAUACCAAUAGUUGGCUCUCCGGUGGCCAUUCUUCUUUCUUCAUCUUAUUGCCGCAGCUGCGCCUUAUUUCCACUGAAAGGCUUACUGACACAUUCUCACUUUCACAAAGACCACGAUAUUUUACAAAGCUGCUCAUACUAAAUACACAGUUAUAUAUAUACACGUAUGUAUAUCGGGAGAGCGGAGAGAGCGAGAGAGAGCAAGAGAAGAGAGUGGGAGUGUUUGAGAAGAUGCAGAUGUGUGUGUAUGUGUGUGUGUGUGUUGCCUGUUUAACUUUAACUGAAACUGAAAAAGAUCUUUCUCACUUCCUCAACUCAACCUGAGAACUCCGAUCCGAUCCGAUUCAUGAAUUAUUGCAGAUGUGAGUAAGUAUUGCGAGUAUGCAUGUGUGUGCACGCGUAGAAUCGAAAAGUAAAGUAGUGCAAAAACAAGUAUCGAAUGAGCCACAUAAUCCAAAGCGAAAGGGUUUCAUUUGUUCGGUUUUCGUUUGAAAGUCCCCUCGCCCAAAGACGCUGCUAUAACAUCUACACAUGUAUAAUAAAAAUUAACAAACCGCUCCAUCGUGUUAUCAACGACAUAGAUAAUAACACGCCCAGCACAGGCCAGAAAAGUUGAAAAAACUGUUACUAUUACAAACGAAUAAUAAUAACAAGAGUGAGUGCCUUUGACCAGCCGGAGACGACGACGUUUGAUGUUGUUGGUGGAGACGGUGACAUCAGAGUCUAAAUCUAGCGCGAACAGAUUUCUUUCUUUUAAUUCCGUGAACUAGUGGACAACGCACCGCACUCGUUUCGUACUCGUACUCGAACACUCGCACCACUCCUGAGUAGCGAACUCUAAAGGAAAUCUUCAAAAAAAAGCUGGCUGCAUGAAAAACAUCACCAGCUCGAGCACUUGCAGCACCGGGCUGCUGCAAUUGCAGAACAACCUGAGCUGCAGCGAGUUGGAAGUUGCCGAGAAGACAGAACAACAGGCAGUUGGACCCGGCACCAUACCAUCACCGUGGACACCAGUGAAUGCCGGUCCUCCAGGUGCACUUGGAUCGGCAGACACAAAUGGCAGCAUGGUGGAUAGCAAAAACCUGGAUGUUGGUGAUAUGAGCGAUGACGAAAAGGAUUUAUCAUCUGCUGAUGCCGAAGGUGUAUGGAGCCCAGAUAUCGAGCAGAGCUUUCAAGAGGCUUUAUCUAUAUAUCCGCCGUGCGGACGUAGAAAAAUCAUUUUAUCCGACGAGGGUAAAAUGUACGGUCGCAACGAACUAAUCGCACGAUAUAUAAAACUGCGCACAGGCAAGACGAGAACCAGGAAACAAGUCAGUUCGCACAUCCAAGUGCUAGCUCGGCGAAAACUGCGCGAGAUCCAGGCGAAAAUCAAAGUGGAAACCAAUGGUGUGUCGUUGCAUUUAUUAAAUGAGAAAGAACAAACGUUGCAGGUCAUGAGCACAAUGACCAGUUCACAAAUCGUGUCCGCCCAAGCGGCCAACAAUCUGGCAUUGGCUGCCUCGGCAUUAUCGGCAGCAGGUGGUGGUGGUGGCGUCCACCACACCACGAGGCAUCUCAAUCUCAGUCUCCCACCACCCCCCACCCACCAUAGACACUCGUCGGCGGCGGCAGCGGCAGCAGCAGCUGCUGCAGCAGCAGCCGCAGCCGCAGCAGCAGCAGCAGCAAUAGGCAGCAAUGUCCCUUCAGCCGCGUUGGUCCCCGUACCGCCGGUUAUGCCGUCUACCACGUCGUCGUCGUCGUCUUCUGCAUCACCUCGACAGCAGCACCAGCAACAGAUACAGCAACAGCACCACUACCACCACCCAGCCCACCAUCACCACCACCACCACCAUUCCCAUCCCAAUUUGACGCACCUACCGCAUAGUCAUAUGCAUCCACACCAUCACCAGCAUGCGGCAGCCGUUGCAGCGGUAUACCAUCUACAGCAGCAGCAACAGCAGCAGCAGCAGCAACUGCAGCAGCAGCAGCAGCAGCGGCCAAGCCAUACGGACAACGAUGCAGUGGCUCUGGGUACUGGCGGCCCAACUGAGGCGCCGCCGGCACCACCAGCGCCACCACCUCCUCCGCCGCCGCUGCACCACCCGCCGUUGUAUUCUGGCCAAUUCUGGCAACCUGGACUACAGCCAAGCACGUCCCAAGACAUCAAGCCCUUCCCCCAGCCACCGUAUCCAGCUGGCAAAACGUCGACUGCGGUUUCCGGCGACGAAACUGGAAUUCCGCCCUCACAAUUGCCCUGGGAAGGACGAGCCAUUGCCACGCACAAAUUCCGCCUACUCGAGUUUACGGCGUUCAUGGAAAUCCAGAGAGAUGAUAUGUAUAACCGGCAUCUAUUCGUUCAACUCGGCGGUAAGCCAUCCUUUUCCGAUCCAUUGCUUGAGACUGUUGAUAUUCGGCAAAUAUUCGACAAGUUCCCGGAGAAAUCUGGGGGACUCAAAGAUCUCUACGAAAAGGGUCCACAGAACGCGUUUUACCUAGUUAAAUGCUGGGCGGACCUGAACACCGACCUAACAACCGGCAGCGAAACGGGUGAUUUCUAUGGCGUAACCAGCCAAUACGAAAGCAACGAGAAUGUCGUGCUCGUGUGCUCCACAAUCGUUUGCUCUUUUGGCAAGCAGGUGGUGGAGAAGGUGGAAAGCGAGUACUCUCGACUGGAGAACAAUCGCUACGUCUAUCGCAUCCAACGCUCCCCGAUGUGCGAGUACAUGAUCAACUUUAUUCAAAAGCUGAAGAACCUACCAGAGCGCUAUAUGAUGAACAGUGUGCUGGAAAACUUUACAAUACUGCAAGUAAUGAGGGCCCGCGAAACGCAGGAGACACUCUUGUGCAUAGCCUAUGUGUUUGAGGUGGCGGCCCAGAACAGCGGCACCACCCACCACAUAUACCGUCUAAUUAAGGAAUAGCAAAAGCUGCACGG
Messenger RNA from Drosophila erecta, 3217 nucleotides. It is a transcript of the gene scalloped, whose product is annotated as protein scalloped. The record is from RefSeq and is a predicted model, not a curated record. Gene Ontology annotation, molecular function: DNA-binding transcription factor activity, RNA polymerase II-specific; RNA polymerase II cis-regulatory region sequence-specific DNA binding. Gene Ontology annotation, cellular component: transcription regulator complex. Gene Ontology annotation, biological process: embryonic organ development; hippo signaling; regulation of transcription by RNA polymerase II. The coding region runs from base 1173 to 3203 and encodes 676 amino acids. NCBI's taxonomy places the organism in Eukaryota, Metazoa, Arthropoda, Insecta, Diptera, Drosophilidae. The transcript is spliced from 11 exons.